Messenger RNA from Tachysurus fulvidraco (yellow catfish), 4686 nucleotides. It is a transcript of the gene srrm2, whose product is annotated as serine/arginine repetitive matrix 2. The transcript has 14 exons. The coding region runs from base 210 to 4148 and encodes 1312 amino acids. The record is from RefSeq and is a predicted model, not a curated record. Lineage: Eukaryota; Metazoa; Chordata; Actinopteri; Siluriformes; Bagridae.
AGCUCGCCGUCGCGUGAAUAUGACGUUUUACAUGACGACACUUUCUAAUUCUUUAGCCACCGUCACGCAGCUCAGUGUUUAGUUUGUGUUAAAGUGUUGUCUCGGUGUUAAGUGUUUAUUUGUGUGUAGUUCACACUGGUUAGUGGUGACUUUCCUGUCAGGACCCUGUGUUUGUUCUCUCCCUCAGCGGGGGAACAAAGAGAGCAGAGAUGUAUAACGGGAUCGGAUUGACCACGCCGCGUGGCAGCGGCACUAACGGCUACGUGCAGAGGAACCUGUCGUCCGUUCGGGCCAAGCGGAACCGAGACGAUCACGGGGGACCGAAGGACGAGAAGGACAGAGAGAGGCUGGAGAGUCAGCUGAACCGGCAACCCAAUGCUGAUAUCCUGGAACAUCAGAGGAAGAGACAGCUGGAGGUCAAGUGUGCUGAACUGCAGGACAUGAUGGAAGAGCAAGGGUACUCCGCUGAGGAGAUCGAGGAGAAGGUGAGCAGUUUCCGUAUGAUGCUGCAGGAGAAACAGGAUCCUCCUCCACCUUCUGCUGAGAAACCAACUGUGACUGAGACACACGCUCUCGCCGCCGCCAACCAGCAGAAGAACGACCGGCUCAGGGAGGCGUUCGGCAUCGGCUCGGACUACGUGGACGGCUCGUCCUUCCACCCUGAGCGUAGAGAGCGAGAGAGAGAGAAGAGGGAGCAGGAGAGGCUGGAGAGAGAGAGGCAGCAGCAGCAGAAAUAUCAGAUCAUCGAAGACUCCGAUGAGUCAGACUCCUCAUCUCCUCGAAAACAGAGCCGUAAGAAGAAAAGAAAGAAAGAAAAAAGCAGAGAGAGCUCUGAAAGUCCUUCCCCGUCACCUCGGAGAGAGAAGAAAAAAAACAAGUCGAAGAAGAAGAAAAGGGAGCGCUCGGUGCAGAGUGACUACGGCAGUUCGUCUGAGGACUGGUCGGAUAACAAGAAGAACAAAAGGAAGAGGAGCAGCGAAAACGAGACUCCGCCUCCAACGAAGAGCCGCCGUCGCCGCAGCAGAUCCUCCAGCUCGGCUCACAGCAGGUCUCCGAUGGCGUUAAAGGAGAAACAGCACAAUCCGCCAGUAGCUCGGGUGGAUGAGGGGAGGAAGGGCAGAUCUCCUGAGCGCAGGGGUCGCCACAGGGGCAGUCCAGAGAAGAUGGAGAAGUCUUCCAGACAUUCCAGGUCUCCUGAGCGAAACAGAAAGGACCAGGAAAGAGAGAGAGGGAAGGAAAAGCCCCAAAGGGGGCGCCGUGACGUGUCAUCUCGAUCGGGGUCUCGAUCUCCGCCCCCUAAACAGCAGAGAGACAGAAGAGCGCGUAGCGAGGAGCGAGACGGUGCAAAACCUCCUCAACGGAACCGACACAACUCGUCCUCUCCUUCACCAUCUCCAAAACGACAGAGAGACAGGAAGCAGAGGAGCAUCGAGAAAGAGCGAGAGGAUGAGGGGAGGAAGCGGGAAAACAAACCCCAGAAAAGGCACGACUCCUCCUCAUCAGCGUCGCCUUCACCACAGAGAGACAGAGCACGCAGAGGACGCAGCAGAGAGAAGGAGAGCGUGUCUUCACCUGCACGUCCUUCAGACAGGGACAGGCCGAGGGACAGAGACACCGCCAUGCAGAUUCGAGCUAGAGAGAGUGAUAAACGUAAGGAGAGCGACUUACCUGUCUCGCCUCCUCGCCACUCACCACGCUCCAACGGAAAGCAGAAAGAGGCGGAGCGUGAGAAUGAGCGAGCGAGGGAGAGAGAGAGGGAGGAGGUGAGAAGAAAAGAGCGAGAGAGAGAGGCAGAAAAGGUACAAGAGGAGGCAAAGAGGAAAGAGCGAGAGAGAGAGGCAGAAAAGGUACAAGAGGAGGCAAAGAGGAAAGAGCGAGAGAGUACCAGAGGAAAGGGAAGAGAGGAGGUGAAGAGAAAAGAGCGAGAGAGCGACAGAGAAAAGGAACGAGAGGAGGUGAAGAGAAAAGAGAGCGACAGGGAAAAGGAACGAGAGGAGGUGAAGAGAAAAGAGCGCGAGAGCGACAGAGAAAAGGAACGAGAGGAGGUGAAGAGAAAAGAGCGCGAGAGCAACAGAGAAAAGGAACGAGAGGAGGUGAAGAGAAAAGAGCGAGAGAGCGAUAGAGAAAAGGAACGAGAGGAGGUGAAGAGAAAAGAGCGAGAGAGCGAUAGAGAAAAGGAACGAGAGGAGGUGAAGAGAAAAGAGCGAGAGAACGACAGAGAAAAGGAACGAGAGGAGGGGAAGAGAAAAGAGCGAGAGAGUGACAGAGAAAAGGAACGAGAGGAGGUGAAGAGAAAAGAGCGAGAGAGCGACAGGAGCUGCUCUGAAGAGAGAUACGGGAAGGUUGUGGAGACGGGAGACAGGAGGACGGAGCGAGAUAAAUCCACAGCAGAGACGGAGAGACCGGGUGAGAAAGUGAGGGAGGACGAGAGACCAGGAAGAACACGAGAGAAGAGUCCACUGGAGAAAGGGAGAGAAAAACCACAAAACAAGGAGAAAGAGAGAAAGAAAUCCAAAGGGUCGAGCAGCAGCAGUGACAGUAGCAGCAGCAGCAGUGACAGCAGUGACAGCAGCAGCAGUGACAGCGACUCCGACAGUUCGUCGUCAUCAUCCUCCUCCUCUUCGUCAUCAUCCUCCUCCUCUUCAUCUUCCGAAGAUGAAAAGAAUGAGAAAAGUAAAAAGGAGCCUCAUGCUGUCAUGGUGCAGGCUGUGGCCCAGACGGAGAAGGGAGAGCGAGACAAAUACACACCCACAGACAGGGAGAGUGCUGCCUCUGCCUCCACACAGGCUCUGCCCAUUAGAAAGGACAGAGGCAGAGACAGGAGAUCUCCGUCUCCACAGAAGGAGCGACAGAAAGAAAGAGAUUCGGGAAAAGAGAGGUACACUCCCACUGAGACCUCCAGCCCUCCUCCGUCUCCUGCAGAACGAACGAGGUGCAGUCCUGAGAACACAAGAACCCACGGUAAAGAUCCAGAGAGGCCCAGGGAGCGAGGGAGCGACCAGCACAAGCCCUCCGACCUCGGGCACAGAGAGAAGAACAGGACAAGUGAGAGAAUGCGGGCGUCUCCGCCCAGAGCCCGGCAUGAGGUGAACCAGAACAAACGGGCCACGGCACCAUCACGUUCUCCAUCACGCUCUCCAGCACGACAACGUGCAGAUCGGCCACGCUCCCCGAGCCCCAAGCGAGGAGUCAGGAGACCGACACCACCCUUAAGGCGAGACAGAGGGAGACCAGGAGACGGACAGAGAGUGCGCUCACGAGAAAGGAGGACGAGAAGCAGCAGGUCCAGAAGCCCACGUAGACGCUCACCUCCAUACAGGUCCCGUCGUUCUCCCUCUCCUGUGUACCGGCGGAGAAGUAGUCGCUCUCUAUCCAGGGAGAGGGAAAAAGAGAGGGAGCGAGAGAAGCAUCGUGAACAAGAAAGGGAGAGAGAACGAGAACGUGGCAAAGAGAGAGAAAAGAAAGCAAGAUCACCCCCUCGUCGUUCUCCGUCUUCGUCCUCUACAUCUUCAUCGUCCUCGAGUUCGUCCUCUUCGUCUUCACCCUCUCCUCAGAGGAAACCCGAUCCCCAAAAGGACAGAAAGUCAGAGAAGAGGCUUCGUUCUCGUUCCUCUUCACCCCCUCCCACUCAGGAUUCUCCUAAACGCUCUAGACAACCGCCUCCGUGCUCCAGAUCUCCUCCUGCCAGCCAAUCGGACGUCAGAAAGACCUCACGAGGUCGUUUGAGGAGCCAGUCGCCUUCAGAGAGACACGUGACUGAGAGCCAAGAGCGGCCAAUCAGAGGGGAGAACGCAGUGAACGGGAAAGAAGAGAAGAAAAUCGUGAAGCAACAGAAAAACGAGUGCAGGGACAGCUCCAGCUCUUCAUCCUCAUCCUCCUCAUCAUCUUCAUCCUCGUCCUCUGAUAGCUCUGACUCCGAGACAGAGAAAGGGCAGGGGAAAGCAGCAGCGAGUAGACGCUCGUCCUCAUCAGAGAGGGAGGGAGCGAAGAAGAAAAGUCCUCUGCGUCGGACGAGAGAGCCUGCCGACUCGCUCAGAGACUCCAGAUCGCUCAGUUACUCCCCUCCUGCACGACUGCGCAGAGCCGCACGCUCUCCUCACGCUCGGAGGAGAUCCAGGAGCAGGUCAAACAGUCGGCGGAGAAAAUAGUAAAUCUAGCUGUACAUCACUGAUGGAUCCUUCAUAUAUUUCAUUUUCCUGACUUUCUAUUGUGUCUUUGGAGGAAGAAAAAAAAACACAAACAUGUUUGUAAAUUAUGAUUCACACGAGUUCUGAACUGAAGCGAGGAAUUAUCUCCGAUUGUCUUCUCACGUUUACCCACAGGGAUGUUUUUUUUUUUUUAUUAUUACUUUUAUUACGGUGAUUACGGCGUGGGAAAGAAGGAGAGAGAGAAGCACUGCAGAUGUAUGACAUGUUCCUCUGUGCCAACACAGCUGAUCUACUCUAAAUACACCAGUGUCAGUCUCUCUCUCUCCCCCUAUCACUCUCUCUCUCCCCCUCUCUCAUUCUCUCUCCCCCUCUCUCACCCCUUCCCCCCCAUCCCCCAGUCUUGCUGCAUUGUUCAGAAUGUAGAUACGUCACUAUGGUCAGAUUUGUCACUGAGUGAACUGUGUCCUGUUUUCACAGCUUUUCCUUUCACUUUGUGUUAAAGGACUAAUGAAUAAAUAAUAAAUGGUUGUAUCUGUAA